Molecule: messenger RNA, 1637 nt
Organism: Phoenix dactylifera (date palm)
Lineage: Eukaryota; Viridiplantae; Streptophyta; Magnoliopsida; Arecales; Arecaceae
Product: transcription factor PCF2-like
Cellular component (GO): nucleus
Molecular function (GO): sequence-specific DNA binding; DNA-binding transcription factor activity
Source: RefSeq, a predicted model, not a curated record
AUAAAUAUAAGGAAGCCCUGGGUUGGAGUAUCAGGGUUUUGCUUUCUAAUUGCGUGUUCUGGAGCUGGAGACGAGGAGGGAAAGCAAAUAGGCUGCGCCUUUUUUGGUUAUUGGAAGGGACGGCAAGCGAAGGACGCGCGGAGAGCUGCCUAGCUUUAGAUCUUGGGGAAAGGGGAUGGAUUCGCAGAAGCAAGAGGAGGAGGAGGACGAGGACAGCCAGAGGACUGGUCUUCGAAUGGGCGGAGAUGGCGGCGGAGGCGCGGCGAGGCCGACUCACCACCGUUUGAUCGUCCCCAAGCCGGAGCCGAUGGAGUUCAUGGGGGCGCUACCGUUCCUCAGGCGGCCGGGCGGGCGGAGCAAGGACCGGCACACCAAGGUGGAGGGCCGCGGGCGGAGGAUCCGCAUGCCGGCCGCUUGCGCUGCGAGGAUCUUUCAACUAACCCGGGAGCUCGGGCACAAGUCGGAUGGGGAGACCAUCCGGUGGCUCCUCCAGCACGCCGAGCCCGCCAUCAUCGCCGCCACCGGGACCGGCACCGUCCCCGCCAUCGCCACCACCGUCGACGGUACCCUCAAAAUCCCCACCGAGGCCGCCUCCGCCUCCAGGUGCUUUACCUCCACCGCGGACGGCGCUGGAGGGGAAGAGUCCGGCGCGAAGCGGAGGAAAAAGCUACAACCCACGCGGGCGGCCGCCAACAGCGGCGGCGGCGGCGGCGUCGCAGCAGUUCCGUACUACCCUAUCUCAGCUGCAGACCCGCUGCUCCAGGGCAGCGGCGCCAUUUCCAUGUCGACGGGGAUGGCCCCCAUCGCGGCGGUGGGGGCGGCGCCGGCUGGGCUGGUACCGAUGUGGGCGAUGGGGAACACCGUCGGCGCGAGCGUAAUACCUCCUGGAGCUCUCUGGAUGCUGCCGCCCUCGUCGGCAAUCCCGGCAGGGCCGUCGAGCCAGCAGCCGCAGAUAUGGACGUUCCCAUCGCCGCAGAUCAUCAACCUCGCAGGUGCCAGGCCAGUUCCAGCGGUGUUCCCCGGCAGCAUGCCUGGGUUGAAUCUUGCAACGACGGUGGACGCACAGCCGCUGCCGGCGGCGGACGGCUCGGCGGCCGUCGAUGGCAAGAAGGGCGAGGACGGGGCCUCCGCCGCCGGGGAGGCGGGGAAGACGCAGGAGUUACAGCUCAUGGGAGAGUCGGUGGAGAGCCGGCACGGCCAAGAAGCGGAAGAACAACAACGGCAGGAGCCGGAGGAAGAAGAAGAGGACGACGAGCCGCUAUCGGAAUCCAGCCCAGAAGACUAGAGUGGGACGCACCAGCGCACGUGAGUACAUAUUAACUUUUUGCACCCUUUCGAGAGCUCCUGAUUGGGUUUAGGGACGGUGGUCCCCACUGGCGGGAGCCACCACCUGUCCAUCACGUGAUUGGGUUGGAAGCGGAACCGAACGAAAGGGCGGGCGGGAGCCUGGCGGCGGGCCCCACCCCGGAGGGUAUACGCGUCCGGUGGUAGCUGGAAGCGUGGGGCGGCGGAGAAAUUAGGGCAUGGACCAGGUCCAGGGGAUCCAGAUGUACGGCUGAUAACCGGCCCCUCCCAUUUGAUCCUGAAUUGGUUAAAUAUAAGGAGUAACGUGGCGGGUGACUAUUGGCUGGUCCACU